AUAAACCCUGUGACGUAAGCCCUGAAGUCCAGCAUCAGAGGGCAAACUGUGCUCAGUGAGGCAGAAGGAGCAGAGCUGUGCAGAUCACACACACCUGCCCGCAGCGUCUCAGAGAGCUCACCUGGGGUCAGAGGGCGUCUGCAGGAUGGAGAGGCUGCUGAGGAGGUGCCAGAUCAGAAACCCUCUGGUCAGGGAAAGCCUGGCCGAAUGCCUCGGAGUUUACGUCCUGAUUUUGUUUGGUUGUGGCACCGUUGCACAGGUGACGACGUCUCAAGAAAAAAAUGGCCAGUAUCUUUCGAUCAACCUUGGCUUUGCUUUGGGGGUAACAUUCGGGGUCUUCGUGUCCCGUGGAGUCUCAGGGGCUCACCUGAAUCCUGCAGUUACGCUGAGUUUGUGCGUUUUGGGCAGACAUCCAUGGGUGAAACUUCCUUUAUAUACCUUCUUCCAAGUGCUUGGAGCCUUUCUGGGUGCAGCCACAGUUAGUCUGCAGUACUACGACGCCAUCCAGAGUUACAGCGGGGGUCAACUGACGGUGACGGGUCAAACAGCUACAGCAGGAAUAUUCAGCACUUAUCCAGCUGAAUACCUCAGUUUGGGGGGAGGCUUCUUGGACCAGGUGAUCGGCACCGCGGCUCUGCUGUUGUGUGUCCUGGCUACAGGGGACCAGAGGAACACAUCCAUACCCGAUUAUCUUCAGCCCCUCCUGGCUGGAGCCUCGGUCCUGGUUAUCGGCGUCUCCAUGGGCUCAAACAGCGGAUACGCCCUGAACCCGGCCAGAGAUUUUGGACCUCGCUUCUUCACUUACAUUGCUGGCUGGGGGGAUGACGUUUUCAAGGCUGGACGUGGUUGGUGGUGGGUCCCGUUAGUCGCUCCCUGCAUCGGCGGUUUGGUAGGAACUUUGAUCUAUGAGCUGCUGGUUGAAGUCCAUCAUGCAUCCCUCUCUCCGGAGGAUCAGCCUUCAUGUCAAGAAACCACCGAGGGAAAGUCUCUGGAGCUGGAGGGAGUGGGACCAAGCGACGGAAAGUCUGCAUAGCUGUCAAAUUGUGCUUCACCAAAGACUAAAGCUGAUCUACUGAAGGAUCUGACUGAGGAAGUCUGUUAUCAGGCAAACACGCUAGAAUACCUUGGAAGAACCUUUACAGCUAUUUAAUGAUGAUCAUAAACCUAAUUUGUCAUUUCUGAGUAGCCUAAGAGUCUGAAACAGUUUAGUUCUGAACUUUAAUGAAAUCCAAAAACUGAAUCAGAACAAGGAUAUGAGAUCUAUGUCACAUUCUAGAUGGGGUCUGGGAAACCAGUGGGAUUUGAACACAGACAGUGUUGAGCAUAUCUGAAGUAGUUCAGUCUGAUAUUACUUUCUAAUUUGAGCAUUGAGAUAAUGGAGAAAGUGGGCCAAGAAUUGAGCCUUGAGGAACCCCACAUGAUUUUUGUUCGUUCAGAUUUAUUACUGACUGACGCAGCGUAGCUCUGGUCAGCCAAGAAAGAUGUGAACUAAUCGAGAUAUAUUCUUGUGGACCAUAAAAAUGUAGUUAUCAGUUUUCUACCUUGGAACAAGAGCUCUUUAAACUUGGAUGUGAAGUAAUUCACAGAUCUGAUUUCCAAAGAAAAUGCAGAACUGUAUAUUUAGUUUCUUAAUUUCCAUGCAACCAAAAAUGUGUAUUUGCUGGCACAAAAUGAGCGCAGAAAAUAUUCCUGUGCUUAAAACCCACUUUAAAUAAGACCUCAAUGAAACUUUUGCACAUUUUAGAUAGUUUCCACAUUUAUUUCCAAACAGCACAGAAGUGUAUGGCAUUUCAGCAAGCAGACCACAAGCAUGGGAAAUAAAAUGACAUGAAAUUGCCACUAUAGAGCUAUAUAAAUAUGAUAUGACAUAUAAAAAAGAUACAAAGUCCACUCAUAGACCUCCAUCAUGUCACUGAGGGCUUGAACAUAGAAAAGAAAAGUGGGUACAGCAAGCACUGAUCCUGUAGUUACAAAAGAACCGCCUGAAAUCGAAACCUUUUGUUUUCAUACACGUUAAGACGACACACCUUCUCUCAAAAUGUAACUAACUCUGGGAGGGUUUUUCAGUUUGAGGAGGGGGAGUGGAACAGUACAAGUACAAAUACUACACAUAUUCACAUUAUCAUAGUAAGUUACUAAAACCAGAAAGCUUUCUUAGUGUACUUGUAUGUAUUUACAUGGCAAAAACUUGUACACCGAUACUACUGACAGGAAGUCUGAUCUUUCUUUUUCUAGCUUUGACGAUCAACAACAUCACAAAUUAUUCACAGCGACCGGGUCACAGACUUCCUGCAACCUCUUCAUCUCAUGACUCUCUAAGAUACAAACAGCAGUGACGUAUUUAGUAUAAAUAAAUAUUGCAACAUAAAAAAAAAACAUUAAAAAAAACAGUGUCAGUUUCUCCGGACGCUCCUCUUCAUGCUUCGGAUAUCUCUCGUGCGCCACGGGAGGAAAAACGAGAGAGGAGUUUGAGGCAGGCUGCAUGGCGUGCAGACGAAAUGCGUGGAUGUAUUCGGUGAAGAGUGGAAGAAAUGGGAGAACAGGUAAAAAUGGCUGAUUAAAAACAAAACCUGAGUGAAGUUGGCCUCCCACAUUCGUCAAACUAAACGAAAUUUUGGUUUGUGCAGCAAAAAUGUUUUCGCUUGUGCUGCUAUUAUUUCAGAGACAUUAACUUGUUCCAAAGGUUAUCAAAGGUCAACCAGCUACUCCACAUUUAAAUCUAAUCAAGCAAAUUGUCAAUCAACUGUUUUUACCUGUUUUUCCUUAAUGUGGGCGAGAGGAAUCAGGUUGACCUUUGACCUCUGGAAACUACUUUUUUUUUUAAUUAUUUUAUUUCAAAAAUUGU
Xiphophorus couchianus (Monterrey platyfish) is the source of this 2845-nucleotide messenger RNA. RefSeq names its product aquaporin 10b (gene aqp10b). Bases 146 to 1033 code for a protein of 295 amino acids. Gene Ontology annotation, cellular component: plasma membrane; basolateral plasma membrane. Gene Ontology annotation, biological process: glycerol transmembrane transport; water transport. The transcript has 6 exons. Gene Ontology annotation, molecular function: urea transmembrane transporter activity; glycerol channel activity; water channel activity. The record is from RefSeq and is a predicted model, not a curated record. Lineage: Eukaryota; Metazoa; Chordata; Actinopteri; Cyprinodontiformes; Poeciliidae.